UCAAUCAAUCAAUCAAUCAAUCAAUCAAUCAAUCAAUCAAUCAAUCAAUCAAUCAAUCAAUCAAUGAAGUGAGCGAGCGAGUCCUGAACUGCCCCUUUCGGCUACUGGUGCGCCUAAACGUUGUAAUUGCAACACCCUAUAAGCGACACUUUUCGGGAGCGCUGGCCGCGGUUGUGUUUGCGGAUGGCACCCUGGACGUCGCAGUGCCUGUAGCUACAAAAACAGCGAACUGGAUUACUGUCAGCAAAGACGGUUCUAAUGUGGCCACGCGCCAUUGCGCACUGUACUAUACCAGGUCGUCACUAUAUACGCUCCCGCUUGUUGUUCCGCUACUCGCCGAUGACGGGACGGGCUCAAGUGAGAAAGCGACUAAGCUGCAAUCCAGUUGAAUUUUCCUGCAGGAAGCCGUGACGACGAAAGGCGGCGAGCAGUCCGGUGGCCGCGCUGUGGACUCGCCAGGGAGCGCGAGUUCAUCCCCGCCGUCGCGCAAGGGCAGCCCGCCUCAAAGAAACUUGGCGUCGCCAGCCACAAAGGAGGCCACCGAUGCCGGGACGCCAGCUCUAUCGGCGCCGUCGCCACGCCCGACGCGCGAGCCCAGCAUGCUGAUCAACGUCCGUAACGUGUGGGCCGACGAGGCGGCCGCUGCGGCGGGGAGAUUGUCGCUGGGCGAAGAAGCCGCCUCCCCCAGGUCGUCCACCUCCCACCAGGAGGCGCCCUCCAGCGAAUUCUGGAGGCCGCCGCACAUGUUCAGCCAGACGGCGGCGUCUCCCAAGACCACGACGGACAGCCGCUUCCACUGCAACCGGCGUGACGCGUUUCUCGUGAGCUUCGGCUUCUGCCUGGGCGUCUCCGGCUUCUGGCGCUUUCCCGCACUGAUGGCCGAGCACGGAGCAUCCUUCCUGUUGGCGUGUAUGGUGAUCUACGUGCUGAUGGCCCAGCCCGUGUUCUACCUGGAGCUGGCGAUGGGCCAGUUCGUCGGCUCCGGCGUCACCAGGCUCAACAAAUGCUUCCCCCUGCUCAAUGCAGGCAUCGGCUACGUGACCGUGUGGUACUGCUUCCUGCUCGCCUCCUGCCACUCCUUGCGAGUCACCUACGCGGUGUUCUUCCUUCUCUACGGAAGCGCGCAAAGCGUCCCGUGGGCCCACUGCAGGGACAGCUGGAGCACGGACUGCAUCACGCCGGACACCGAAUUCCUUCGUUGCAAGUACGUACAGCUGCUCGUCCAGCCUGCCGUCAACGAGAGUGAGGCGCUGGCGCAGCCGAGCGACACCUACUGCAUCAACGCAUCGCGGACACCGCCGGAGGCCUACUUCACGGACUACGUGCUCCAGCGCAGCAGCGGCAUCCACGAGAUCGGCGCCAUGCGGUUGGAACUGCUCGUCUUCAUGACGGUCGUGUGGGUCAUCGUGUUCGGCGUGUCCAGCCAGAAGCCGGACGUCGUUCACGCUGUCUACCAAGCGCUGUUCUGGGUGGCGAUGCUGUGCUUCGUUCCGUUCAUGGUCGACAGCACUUACCAACACUUCACCAUUAGAGGACUCCUCGAGAUCCUGACGCCGGAUAUGAGUGUGCUGGCCAGCAGCAAGGUGUGGCUCGACGCAGCCGAGCAUUCGCUGUUUUCUCUGGGCACGUCCAGUGGUCUCGUGUUCUUUCUGGGCUCGCGGUGCAAGUACGGAAGCUGUUUCGAAAGGUGCGCCGCCUGGACCAUAGUAGCGGAGAUGACCGCCUGCGACCUGAUCGCCCUCACCACCUGCUUCUGGAUCUACAAGCCCGGAAACACGGAGGACGAGAUCACGCCCGCCGUGCCGUUUACUUUUCGCCAACUGGUGACGACAGCGCAGCUCGUGGUGUCCUGCGUGUCCCCAACCAUAUGCAACGCGCUCGUCUUCACUUCCUUCGUUGCGACGGGCCUGACCGCGAACGUCUUGCUCGUUAAGACGUGUGUGGCCGAGAUCACCGCGGUCCUCAACUACGCAACCAGCGGAGCCUACACCUGGACGCUCGUUGUGGUGUGCGGGCUCGCCUACGCCUGCAGCAUCCCGUUCUGCACGAAGGGAGGACUUUACAUUCAGAACCUUUUUGAGCAAGGACUCGCUCGCAAUCUCUUCUUCAUCGUCUCCCUAUUGCAAGUCAUCAGCCUCGUAUGGUUUUACGGCGUGCGCAGGCUAUGCUUCGAUUUGGAGUACAUGCUCAAGGACCCAGUCGGCAUCUACUGGGUUUACUGCUGGGCUUUCUCCGCUCCCGCCAUCCUGGUGGUGUGUGCCGCUGUGUACGUGAGCGAAGGAGCCGGAUCAGCGUCGCUGACCAUCGGCGACUACGAGUACCCCCCGUGGGUGGCCGUGUUCAUGUGGGUGUCCAGCGGGGUCAGCCUGCUGCCCGUUCCGGUGAUGGCCCUGAGGCACUGGCUGCGGGUCGACAUGGACUUCAGCAAGGCCCUUGCCACCGAUCCCAUGUGGGGACCACAGGACCCCGAUCUCACUUUCGACUACAACGACCGCAUUCGUACCUGCGUCACCAUCACGCCUGUCAAGGGCAAGAAUGACGCCAAGCACAAGGGAGGUUUCAACCGCACGCCUGUGCUAUUCACGGCGUCAUCAUCAUUCACGGCGCUCAAUAACCGACUGUCGCUAGAAUAAAAUAGAAGUGAAAGAGUACGCAUUUGGGCUGGUUGGUUCAUGAUUACGAGCAGUGAAACAUUUUUUUUCUCCCCUGCGCAUGCUGAAUUCUGUUCAUUCUCUGCUUCGAGAUAGCGGCGGAGUAUAUAUAUAUGCUGACUGAAAGAAUAAAGUCACUUGGUUGUUAGUCAGCGCUGGUGUCUCUGUCCCUGUCCUCGUUCUGUCGUUUAGCGCUGUUUUACUGCUAGAAAUAAAAGUUUGUUUCUCAUGUUUCGUGCCACAUUAGGAGGGAGAGAAAAGAGCCCUGUAAAGCGGCUUGACAGGGUACGAGAGGUAAAGGAAGAAAAAAUAAAAAUAAACACGAGGAUCACGCAAAGUGCCCGUGAGCGAAUGUACGCGGUACACCGGUUCGCGGAAAAAGGAACCUGAUUGUCUUCGUAAAUAAGACGCACAAACCGAAACUCACGAGUGAAAUACAAAUUUCACUACACCAAGUUUGGACGGCAGUCCUAAAAUUCAAGUUGCAUCCAUAGCCGGAGCAGAUAAUGGGCUUUAUCGAAGAAUCCCUGGUCCGUGUAACUUUUGUUCAAGAGAGUACGUAGAUUUAUGCUUUCCCGUUUACACCAAAACAUGACCAAUGGCUCAGUUCAGCCGGAAAAAUAAAAAG
Dermacentor andersoni is the source of this 3279-nucleotide messenger RNA. Its product is annotated as sodium-dependent dopamine transporter-like. The record is from RefSeq and is a predicted model, not a curated record. Gene Ontology annotation, cellular component: plasma membrane. Gene Ontology annotation, biological process: nitrogen compound transport; sodium ion transmembrane transport; amino acid import across plasma membrane. Gene Ontology annotation, molecular function: amino acid:sodium symporter activity; L-amino acid transmembrane transporter activity. NCBI's taxonomy places the organism in Eukaryota, Metazoa, Arthropoda, Arachnida, Ixodida, Ixodidae.